Odocoileus virginianus texanus is the source of this 1782-nucleotide messenger RNA. RefSeq names its product beta-1,3-galactosyltransferase 6 (gene B3GALT6). NCBI's taxonomy places the organism in Eukaryota, Metazoa, Chordata, Mammalia, Artiodactyla, Cervidae. Gene Ontology annotation, cellular component: Golgi membrane. Gene Ontology annotation, molecular function: UDP-galactosyltransferase activity. The record is from RefSeq and is a predicted model, not a curated record. Gene Ontology annotation, biological process: glycosaminoglycan biosynthetic process.
AUGAAGCUGCUGCGGCGCGCGUGGCAACACCGGACAGCACUGGGCCUGGGCGGCCUGGCACUGGGCGGUGUUGCGCUGCUCUACCUGGCGCGGUGCGCCGCGCCUCCCGACCCCGCGCUCGCCGGCCCCGCUGCACCGGUGCCCGUUGGCCCGGCGUGCGCUGCCGCCUUCCUGGCCGUGCUGGUGGCCAGCGUGCCGCGGGCGGCCGAGCGGUGCAGCGUGGUCUGCAGCACGUGGCUGGCGGCGCGGCGCGGCGGCCCCGGGGACGUGUGGGCGCGUUUUGCCAUGGGCACCAGUGGGCUGGGCGACGAGGAACGGCGCGCCCUGGAGCGGGAGCAGGCUCAGCAUGGCGACCUGCUGCUGCUGCCCGGGGUGCGUGACGCGUACGAGAACCUCACGGCCAAGGUGCUGGCCAUGCUGGCCUGGCUAGACGAGCACGUGGCCUUCGAAUUCGUGCUCAAGGCGGACGACGACUCGUUCGCGCGCCUGGACGCAGUACUGGCCGAACUGCGCGCCCGCGACCCUGCCCGCCGCCGCCGCCUCUACUGGGGCUUCUUCUCGGGCCGUGGCCGUGUCCGGCCUGGGGGCCGCUGGCGUGAGGCCGCCUGGCAGCUGUGUGACUACUACCUACCCUACGCGCUUGGCGGUGGCUACGUGCUUUCUGCCGACCUGGUGCGCUACUUGCGCCUCAGCCGCGAGUACCUGCGUGCCUGGCACAGCGAGGACGUGUCGUUGGGCGCCUGGCUGGCGCCAGUGGACGUGCAGCGAGAGCACGACCCGCGGUUUGACACCGAGUACAAGUCCCGCGGCUGCAAUAACCAGUACCUGGUGACGCACAAGCAGAGCCUGGAGGACAUGCUGGAGAAACACCGGACACUGACGCACGAGGGCCGCCUGUGCAAGCGCGAGGUGCAGCUGCGCCUGUCCUACGUCUAUGACUGGUCGGCACCGCCCUCGCAGUGCUGUCAGAGGAAAGAGGGCAUCCCCUGACGGCCGAGCUGGCCCACGCGCCCACAGGACGCCAGGGUCUCGACCCCGCCAGAAGCGGUGCUGAAAGGCCUCCCAUCGGCCUUCCGCUGGCAAAGCUGACAGCUUCUGCAUGGUCCUUAGCAUGAGGCUGGCUCUCGAGAGGACCCGGUUUACCUGGUGACAACAGGCUCCCAGAAGAUGCCUAGCAGCGGUGGAUGACUCUAAGCCCAGGAACCAGUCCAUGCCCACCCGAGGGCAUCUUCUGUGUCUGGAACCAGCAUCGUGUCUAGGCAGCCCCAUGGGGCAUGGGGCCUGUUCAGUUACCUUCCUCUCCCAGGCUGAUGCCAAGGAGCCAGAGGGUGUAGCUGGCGGGACUUGCAGGACCUGACUCCAAAGAAAAAUUCCCAACCCCAUCGGGGCAGGGGACAGUGUCAUGUCCUGCAGCCACUGUACUGACCGUCCACCUGCACCAAGGGCCAUGACCGCAUAAACUGGGCCCUGGCACUUGGACACUCGAGGUGUGAUGCAACCCAACAGUUUUUAUUGAAGUUACUUCACCUUGUGCAGUUAGGUCAUCGCUUGCGUCUCCUGCUGGUAUCGUUUGUCACGUGUCAUCUAGUAUUUAAGUCAGUUGCGUGUGAAUCAGCUUUCAUGGUAUUUUGGUCUGUGUCUGGAGUGAAUUCGUGGUACAUGUAAUUCAGAGCUUGCCUGUGAUUUAUUUAUAAAUUUUGUAACUUUUGAAUAGUUUUAAGUUGGGAGUGUAUGGGUGUCUGUAUGUUUUAAGUUAUUUAAGAGAAGACUUUUCUAUCAAAA